Pectinophora gossypiella (pink bollworm) is the source of this 3282-nucleotide messenger RNA. RefSeq names its product venom serine protease Bi-VSP-like. Lineage: Eukaryota; Metazoa; Arthropoda; Insecta; Lepidoptera; Gelechiidae. The transcript is spliced from 7 exons. The record is from RefSeq and is a predicted model, not a curated record. Gene Ontology annotation, biological process: proteolysis. Gene Ontology annotation, molecular function: serine-type endopeptidase activity. The coding region runs from base 181 to 1494 and encodes 437 amino acids.
UGUAUAUUCGCACUGAUAAAAAAUACUUCGUUAAGAACGAUUUAUAUAAAUUUAUAUCAGUAAUUAAAAUGUUUUUAAAAGAUAAUACAGUCGUAUAAAAACGUUUUGUCUUAUAUGUCUAACUAUUGUGCAGUAGGUACAAACAUACUGAGAAUUUAAAUUUGGAAUAAAAUACCGAAAAUGUGUGCUUUAAAAAUUUUAACUAUUUUCUUAUUAUUGAGUGUGUUAAGGGUAAAUACCAUGGCCAUAAAAGGCUCGCCUUUAACAAGAUACGACCCUUGCGGUUUGGGGGUUAUACAUUUUGAUAAAGUAACUGAGAAGUUUUGGCAGGCAGUGGUCAAUUUAGGUUUGUACUUUAAUUUGAAGAGCAAUGUCACAUUUGAAGUGGAAUUCGAGAAGAAAGUUGAAAUUCAUGGGGCCACCAUAAAUAGUCAGGUUGUGGCUAGAAACGACUCUUACGAUUUUGAGUUCAGGAUUAGCGAACCGGUCCCUUAUCGUUACGUGUUCUUUGUCAACUUGGGAGAAAAUGAAACAGAUGUACCGUAUGUGAAGAAGUUCUCUUUGAAUGGCUAUGUGAUGUGUAAUGAUACAAUUAAGGCCUCGCAAACCGUGGAGUCUUUAAACUUGACAAAGGAUAGUAAACGGUAUAGACAUGUUUGCGGGAGACGGUCUUUGGAUCACACAGAACUGACUACGGUGAGGACAGAAGCCCAGGCUGGGGAUUGGCCGUGGCAUGUGGCUAUUUUGGUCAGGAUUAAGAACUCCACAUCCGACACAAGAUACGAAUGCGGUGGCAAUAUUAUUUCUAGAAAUGCUAUUGUUACAGCUGGACACUGCGUAUUUGAAGCUGGUAAGCUUUUAGAUGCAGACAGAAUUGUCAUUAUGGCUGGUAUCAGCAACUAUUCAGAUGAAACACAACCUGGAAGACAAAUUUUCUAUGCUGAGAAAAUAAUUCUGCAUCCCAACUACUCUGUGAAAGAGGCGACAGCAGAUCUAGCCGUGAUAAAAGUCAACAAGAUGGAGUUUACAGAAUACAUACAACCAAUCUGUAUUUGGGGACCGGUUUAUGACAAAACCGAUCUUUACGGCUACCAACCCACGAUAGUAGGAUUCGGUACUACGGAAGCUGAUAAACUGACGGACGUGUUAAGGUCUACCUACACGAUGGUGCAAAACGACUCGACCUGUCUCAAUUUUGACGAAGUUCUGUACAAGCCUUUGUUGAACGAGUUCACAUUCUGUGUUGGAUAUGGGCCUGAUGCAGGUAUAAACCCUCGCAACGGAGACAGUGGUGGAGGACUAGUAGUUCCAACCAUUCAGAAUGACCAUAGGAUCAGUUGGUUUCUCCGAGGUGUCCUUUCCAAGUGUGGGGUGACCAUUGGCCAGUCUUUAUGUAACCCUCGGUACUAUACAGUUUACACUGACGUAGGGCCUCACUACGCCUGGUUGCUACAUCACGCUGGUCUUCAAUAUACGAAUCAUAUCACUCUGUGAUCUCAAAGUUAUUUUUACUUAACGCAUUAGUAGUAAAUACGCAUCAUAUUAUAUAGUGUGUUAGAAACAUCGUAACGAAUACUGAAGGUGAUAAUUAAGCCCAUGGCCUCCGUGGUCCAGUGGUUGAGCGUUGGGCUCACGAUCCGGAGGCCCCGGGUUCGAAUCCCGGUGGGGACAUAUCACAAAAAUCACUUUGUGAUCCCUAGUUUGGUUAGGGCAUUACAGGCUGAUCACCUGAUUGUCCGAAAGUAAGAUGAUCCGUGCUUCGGAAGGCACGUUAAGACGUUGGUUUCGGUUACUGCUUACUGAUGUAAGUGAGUAAUCGUUACAUGAGCCUUGUCAGGGGUCUUUGGCGGCUCAAUAAUAACCGUGGUAUUCCACCUCACAACCCACACGAUAAGAAAGAAGAUUAAGCCCAUGAUUCUGAGUUAAUAUCAAGUGGAAUUUUCCGUCGCAAAAGUAUGGUAGGUACUCAGAAUCAUAGUCUGAACCAUCUUUCUAAGUUUUCGUUGCGAUGUCACUAAUACCCUGUAUAUAUACAAUAGUCAUAGAAAUCGAUGUAUUUAUAGAUUUUAAGUAGAAAAAUUGUAAACAAAUAGGUAACGUCUACUAAGAUAAUAUUAUGAUGAAUUUAUUUCUACCAAUUUUGUGAUACUCGUAGCAUUAAAUUAAAGACAAAAGAUUGUCACAAAAUGUUAAUGAAAUAACAAAUUAAGAUGAUGUGGGUUGGUUUCAAAACAAAUAUAAUUUAAAAAAUACAUAAUUAUUUUUCUCUCGUGUGGAUUGUGAGAACAAUGACCGAGCUAAACAACUCAAGUUCAGGGUUACUGUUCAGCCUAAGUUAAGUAAAUAAUAGUAGUAGUAAGCAGUAGCUAGCUAGAUAGUAGCUUAAUUAAACACUUAUUAUUGUACACCCCUGAUAGAGGCUAAUGUAUUCUCAUGUACGCCUAUGAACGCAAUGGGGUACAUAACUGCCCAUUUCUCCCACCAGGUGUCGCUACUCUUGAGUAUUCUUAAAUUUUGACACUUCCCCACACUAUAUGAGUAAACAAAUAUAUUGUUUUGUUUAUAUUUUCACACUAUACGCCUUUGCGCAGCGUUUACGCAUUUUUAUCACUACGCAUUGCGAGGCGUCAAACUGCAAAAUCAUAGUAUUAUAUUAAUUCCCUAAAGAUCGGAAAGAAGAAAACUUAGUGAAACUUAUUUUCAAUCAAAACUGUCUUUUUCCAACUGGUCGCUUUUUCGUAACUCAUUCUUCAGACGGGAUACAUUACACGUUGCUCUACAUUUUACAGCAAUUUAUCACAAAUUUUAGCUGGAUAGUAUGGAGAACUGUCAAAAAUUAGGAACACUCAAUAGUGCUGUUGAGCUUCUAGAUUUUAUCGUCAUUGAUUUAAAUUGUAAAAUCAUAACAAAUAGGUGCUUACAAUAUAGUCAUCGUGGAUUUAGAAACGAGGCGUCAAAAUGUACAUUACCUAAUUGGCUGUCCUAGGUACCUAGCCCGGUGACAGAUAGUGACAGUGAUAAACAUGUAUGGAAUGGACACGAUGACAUUAAGGUGGCAUGUGAAUCUCAUAUAUUUUUAUCAUCGUGACUGCCUAUUGUCAUAAAUGUUUGCAACGUAUCCAAGACCCGAGACACCGCAUUUCUUUUGUUUUGUUCAACAGUAUUUUAUCAACGUAUGAAAUAAAUAUUUUUUGGUGCCAUCUGAAAAUGAAGUGCAAAUAACAUUAACUUGGUGAAUUAUACGAGUACGUAUGAAAUACUCGUAUUAAUAUCCGAAUGUUU